AUGUCGCACAGCUGCGGAUUCUGUGGCAAGAUGUUCCCUUCAAAGGGAAGCGUCAAAAAGCAUAUAUCUAUUCGCCCUGAAUGUAAAGAAAAAUGGGAGUCAAUGGUGGAAGACACAGACAGCGAAGGUGGCCUACCGGACCUCUCAUUCAAUCAUUCAUCUCCGCUUCGCUGCUCACGCUCAACAUCUUUCGAUCCUCAUGACAACCCGGCAGCCUCAAAAACUCGGCAGGUGACUGCAGAAGAUGUUGCCGAUGAAGACGAGGACAAUGUGAUAGUCGAUAACAGGCGAUAUUUUGAGCAGUGCCCUGAUGCCAGCUGGACAUUGCGGGAGGGGCAAACUAAGUUUGAAAGACGGUUAACAUUUGUCACCAGGGAGGAAUGGGAACUUGCAGAAUGGCUUAUCAGAAGCCUCAGGCAGACCCAUACAGACGAGUUCCUGAAGUUACCAAUAACUCAAAACCGAACACAGCCGUCCUUUCACAAUAACCGAUCCUUCCUGCAGAAAGUUGACAAGCUUCCACAUGGACCUGCAUGGAGUUGCAAGAAGGUCAGCAUUCAGGGAAACCAAACUGAUGAGAAUGGCUGGUUAUUGCACGAGGAUGUCGAGCUUUGGACACGGGACCCUGUAGAGUGCAUCAGAGAUCUCAUCGGUAAUCCUUUAUUUAAGGAACACAUGGUAUAUGCACCAGCACAAGCAUACAAGGACCACAAAGGACUUCACCCGCCACUGACCUGCAAUGUUCAGAAACAACUGCCGAAAGGUGCAACUAUUGCACCUGUCAUUCUCGCGUCAGACAAGACAUGUCUGUUGCAGUUCCGAAGUGACAAAUCUGCGUGGCCUGUGUAUCUUUCGAUAGGGAACAUCGCAAAAGAAAAACGAAGGGAGAUGUCACUCGAUUGUUUCACAUCAGAUUCACGAUCCCUUGCUAGUUACAGACUCUUCCACCAUUACAGUGUUGAAAUGGUCUGUGCUGACUUGAUGGUCCGUCGAAUAUACCCUAUCCUUGCGGCUUAUGUGGCGGAUUUUCUGGAACAAUGUCUUGUGGCAUGUUGCAAAGAGAAUCGCUGCCCAAAGUGCCUGGUUGCAGCGGAUGAAAGAGGCGAUCCACUGAGGUCGCCAAUGUGGGACCCCCAGUUGAUAAAAGAGAUCUUAGAGAAGCGAAAAAAGGGUCAACAUCCAAAUGAAUUCGAAGACUUUGGAUUACGCACCGUCUACAGUCCUUUCUGGGCCAAUCUCCCGCACACAGACAUAUUCCUUGCUUUUACGCCUGACCUCCUACACCAGCUCCACAAGGGUGUCUUCAAAGAUCACUUGGUGAAAUGGUGUCUUGAAAUUGUUGGCGAAGCCGAGAUGGAUGCACGCUUCAAGGCAAUACCAGACUAUCCAGGUCUUCGGCACUUCAAAAAAGGAAUAUCAGCAGUAAAACAAUGGACAGGCACGGAACACAAACAAAUGCAACGUGUUUUUGUAGGGUUACUUGCCGGCGCUGUCCCAAGUCAAGUCCUGGUAGUCUCACGAGCUAUCUUAGAUUUUUCUUACUUUGCACAGCUCCGAACACACACAUCUGACACCCUUGAAUAUCUGGAGAACGCCCUUGCAGUAUUUCACGCCAACAAGGAUAUUCUGCACGAACUUGAUGUUCGUGAACAUUUUAAUAUUCCUAAACUACACCAACUCUCGCACUAUGUCCAACCAAUCUCGUUGUAUGGUACCACUGACGGUUUCAACACGGAACUUCCAGAACACCUCCAUAUCGACUUCGCUAAGGAAGCCUAUCGGGCUAGCAACAAGCGGGAUUAUGAGGAACAAAUGGCUCUGUGGCUUCAACGCCAGGAAGCCGUGUUCUUGCACAAUUCCUAUCUCGAAUGGCUGUCUGUGCAGUCUCAGUCAGCCACCAUAGCUGGCUCGGAUUCCGAGAUGGAAGACUUGCAAUUUGAGUCUCGUGCUGCCCCCGCCAAAGCACCUCCUGUCAUUGGGCAAUGUGUACUCCAUGUUCUCGCCAAGGCUCCUGCGCACCCUCGGACAUCUGUUCAGCAGCUCAUCACUGCACAUGGCGCAGUCUCAUUUCUCCCAGCCCUCAAACUCUUCUUACACAAGCAUAUGCCACAAAAUCACAUUGUCCCUGGUCCACAAGAUCGUUUUGACAUUUUCCGGCAAGUUGUCAUUGUCGCUCCGCUGGAUCCGCGGGUAGGUGAAUCACCACGGCGAUGGCGCAUCAGAGCAACACCCGAAGUACCUCCUGGUCCUGGCCGGAAGCCAGGAUCCCCUGCCAAAUUUGAUAUGGCGCUGAUCAACAAUGGCGCUGAUCAACAAUGGCGCUCGGACCACAAAUGCGCACAAGUGGCACAAGUCCAUGUCAUUUUCACACUGCCUCAUCAGUUUAUGCAGGUAUACAUGCCUAGCGCCAAUAUGAUUGUCACACCAGACCCCUUCUCUGGCCUGCUUCAGGUAUCUCGUUCGACUCAACGACUGCAUCAAAACGCAGCCGUGAUUCAUGUUGACGAAAUUCUUCGUCCAUGUCACCUAAUACCAAAAAUGGGACAAUCCAUCAACCCCGGGUGGACAAGUGCAAACGCCUAUGAGUUGGCAACUGAUUUUUAUCUGAAUACAUUCAUUGACUUAGAUAGUUUUUGUAUUUCCGCUAUUACUUAG
Molecule: messenger RNA, 2655 nt
Organism: Suillus subalutaceus
Lineage: Eukaryota; Fungi; Basidiomycota; Agaricomycetes; Boletales; Suillaceae
Exons: 10
Coding region: 1-2655 (884 amino acids)
Source: RefSeq, a predicted model, not a curated record